AUGGGUUCUAACGGUGCGAAGUUUCUGUGGUGUAAUCUCGGCGCUACAUGCAUGACUCAAUGGGUCCACCCUAGCGAUGUAUUUUCCGUACUACUGAUCCUGGGCGGUGAUAUUGUUGCUCGCGCGCUGGCACAACUUGCAGGAAGUGGCCUGACGCCAGUCACAUUCUCGUUUGGAUGGGUUGCGUACUCCGUCUCGGCGCUUGUAUCUGCCGUUGGCGAAAACAAACUCAUGCCACAGAACGUGGAUUGCAAAUGCAAAGUCAUCAAUGGCAAGAGUGGAUACAGUAGAGACAACUCGAGCUGGGUUAUAGGCCGUAUUGUGCGCGAUUUUGAUACAUGGAGCGGCACUGCUACCAAAGAGAAGACCAAAAAACUUCUGGGAGAAAAGUGGGAGGAACUCAAAUCCCUCGAUAAGGCUGCAGAGGAGCCAACAAGAGCUGGUCUUGUUGUUACUAUCUACGAGCCGAGUGCGACACCAAAGGCCGGCCUAGCUAAACGCGAUCUUAUUUUUUGGAGCGGCUUGCUCAUCAUGUUAUUGCAAUUGGGAAUUGCGGCUAUACCAUGUGGACUUUUCGGCGAUUGGGGCAUUUUGAUAAUUACGGCAUGCGGCAAUGUUCUUGCCAUCGUGACUGGAGUUCUCCCACAAUGGAAGAAGGAAAAGUGGGCGUGCCGGCCUAAGUCCAAGUAUUCCUAUAUUCUCACUCGAGGUAACGGUGCGCAACAUGCCAUCGUUAUUCUUGGUAAUGGACAUGGCUUGAACCUUGAGGAUUUGGCAUCUGGACAGAGCAAUGUUGAAUCCUCUACUAAUACCUUGACCCGAGCUGUUCUCCUCGCCCUCUCUAUAUUCUGGGUACUUCUUCUCAUCGCCGCAGCAGGUCUUAGGGGAAACACUUGGUUUCUUCUCGCCAUCGGCGGUAUUGGCAUUGUUCAGAAUGUUUUCGUCGCUGGUCGAAGCAUGAAGCCGGAGAAUUAUGGCAUUCAUCUAGAUUAUGUCGGGGUCUUCGGUAAAACGAAAGUGAUGGAUACACUCUUGGAUGUUGAACAGAAGUAUCCAGGCAUAGGUCGGAGCAUGCGUGACGAGUUCUUUCCCGGAAAGCUUCCUCUAGCCGGAGUUCGAGCGUGGGAACAGAUCGAACAAUCCACUGAAUCUGAGCCUCGAGCGAAAGCGCCUCGGGAGUCUCAAGAUGACUCUGAAGAAACUCAAGCUGAAGAGCGUCAAGUUGAAGAGCGGAUCUAA
Messenger RNA from Penicillium roqueforti, 1239 nucleotides. RefSeq lists its product as uncharacterized. Bases 1 to 1239 code for a protein of 412 amino acids. NCBI's taxonomy places the organism in Eukaryota, Fungi, Ascomycota, Eurotiomycetes, Eurotiales, Aspergillaceae. The record is from RefSeq and is a predicted model, not a curated record. The transcript is spliced from 3 exons.